AUGGUCAUCGACUCGGCAUCAGAGGCUGUAGAUGGUGAGCUCAUUGAAGAGAACCUGAUGCCCGCUAAGGACCAGAAGCAAGGGGAGAGGGUCUAUGAGACAUCAGCAAAGUCCAUGCCGAUCGACCGCCGUGUAUGGCCUAUUGCGCUGUCAACCGGCCUUAUGGGAGUUUCUAUAGGACUAGUCCAGCCGGUCCUCCCACUACUAGCGACCUCCCUUAACAUCUCUACCGCUCAGUUUGGUCAAGUCAUUGCUGUGGUCGGGCUAUCACGGAUUUUCUGUAAAUUGGAAAGCACUAUCCCUACCUCUAUCCUUGCUGAUGUAUCCGGUCGACGGCCUCUCCUCGUCUACGGCGCUGCGGCAUCGGCCUUGAGUAUGGCCGGCUUGGGAGCGGCAUCUAGCUUCAAUCAACUAUUGUUUUGGCGUCUACUAGGUGGUGCUGCAUCAGCUGGUCAGAUGACCGGAGCCCACCUCUAUCUAGCUGAUAUCUCCCAACCAGAGAAUAGAUCCCGUACAAUGGCCCCUGUGGUAGCAGCAUGGGGUGUCGGCUUUGCGGCUGGGCCGGCCCUUGGGGGCCUACUGGCUGAGGCCUUUGGCACACAGAUGCCCUUCUAUGGUACAGCAGCGGUGAUUGCCGCGGUAGCCGCUGUGAAUCACAGGAUGCUCCCUGAGACCCAUAAAAGAUCAUUGGAGUCCAACCGUAAAGACCGAAUACCACUACGAGUUACUCUUGGGAACUACCGCAAGCUCCUUGAGCACCCUACUAUACGUCAAGCCAGUUUAAUAACGGGCACGUUUUGGUUUAUGCAGACUGGUUGUCAACUGUGCCUGCUACCCCUACUGCUGAUCCAGGAGUUCUCUUUCAGUGCGGGGGGCGUCGGAGUCGUCUAUGCUACCCUGGCCGCCACCGGAGCUCUCCUGAGUCAGCCCGCUGCGCAUAUAUCCGAUAGAGUCUCUCGACGCUCUUGCAUCGUCCCUGGCUCACUACUCGUCGCAGCGUCAGUAGCAACACUACCGAUUGCAGCAGCUGCAGGGUCGACUCCGUUGCUCUACUGCUCACUAAGCGGUUGGGCGGUGGGCUCAGCGCUGGUCGGUACAGCCCCAACGGCGCUCGUGGCCGACUCGGUGAACGAGAAGGAGCGGGCGAGCGCGCUGGCGCUUCUACGCACUGCACAGGAUUUUGGUGGGCUCGUGGGCCCUCUGGCACUAGCCUGGGCGGCUGAUAUGUUUGGUAUGGGAGUACCGCUUUGGUCGGCUGCCGCGGCCGUUUCGGUCGUAGCUUUGCGUUUCUGGACGAAAGUAAAACGCUGA
This is a messenger RNA of Perkinsus marinus ATCC 50983, 1311 nucleotides long. RefSeq names its product Tetracycline resistance protein, class A, putative. Bases 1 to 1311 code for a protein of 436 amino acids. Gene Ontology annotation, molecular function: transmembrane transporter activity. NCBI's taxonomy places the organism in Eukaryota, Perkinsozoa, Perkinsida, Perkinsidae. The transcript is spliced from 13 exons. The record is from RefSeq and is a predicted model, not a curated record. Gene Ontology annotation, biological process: transmembrane transport.